AUGAAGCCCCAUCGAGCUCACAGAUUUCUGCGGAAGGUGUUGGAGAUGUUCCAUUUAUCUCCAUCCCCAAAGCGGGCAUCCAAAUCACGCAGCAAAACGAACCCAAGUGCCAAAUUGUGGUGUAUUGCCACCACAGCCGCGCCUUUCUACGGCGUUGCAGCUGCGCAAGACUUAGACCAUGCCAGAAAAGGUGGCCAAAGCAAGGAUGUCGCUCAAUGCAGUCUCGGCACCACUCUUGAAAAGCCAAUGUCAACCCGCGAGCAGCUAGAAUCACGCAUUAUGAAGCUCUGGAAAAACGUCUGGCUGGGUCUGUAUGAGAUCAACGACAACGAGGAGAGAUAUCAUGUCGAGCGCAUUGAAGCUCUCUACUUUGGAGCUGGAUUGAUCCGAACAUACCGCCUGGGCGAAAUGCGCGUCCUCCGGCGUCGAUUCAUGCGAGCUGAAACCAACAACGGAAUCGCCGCGAUGAAGCUGUUCCCGGAUCUUUCCCUUUCGACUCUCCUGGCUGUGAUCCAUAUUCUGGAAGCCUAUGAAAGCGAGAUUCCAAACUUGAAACUGCUCUAUUCCAUUCUGAAGAAUGGCCAACUUGGUAUGUAUGAGACUGAGGAUGCAAAAGACCGUGCGGUUGUGCGAUCGAAGUAUGAUGCGAUUGCGGAACCGAUGGAGAAGAGAAUCCACCAAUAUGACAUUCGCAUGGAUGUGCUAAACAUGGAAAUUUGUGAUGAAGCGAUGGGAUUCCAUGAUUGCCUGAAAGGACAGCACAUUUAUACGAAAGUGUUCCCAACCCGGUGGUAA
Molecule: messenger RNA, 795 nt
Organism: Penicillium nucicola
Lineage: Eukaryota; Fungi; Ascomycota; Eurotiomycetes; Eurotiales; Aspergillaceae
Exons: 2
Coding region: 1-795 (264 amino acids)
Source: RefSeq, a predicted model, not a curated record